AUGGCAUCGUCACUAGGAGAGUGCCCUGUCCGCAAAGCCAAUACCGGUGGUGGCGGAACCCGCAACCUCGAUUGGUGGCCAAACCAGCUCAAGGUCAACAUCCUCCGCCAACACACCACCGUCACCAACCCUCUCGAUCAGGGCUUCGAUUACAGCGAGGCGUUCAAGAGCCUUGACUACGAUGCUGUCAAGCAGGACCUCCACAAGGUCAUGACCGACUCGAAGGAGUGGUGGCCAGCAGAUUUCGGCCAUUAUGGUGGUUUGUUCGUGCGUAUGGCGUGGCACAGCGCUGGUACAUACCGUGUCUUUGAUGGACGUGGUGGUGGUGGACAGGGACAGCAGAGGUUCGCUCCUCUCAACAGCUGGCCCGAUAACGUUUCGCUUGACAAGGCUCGCCGACUACUGUGGCCUGUGAAGCAGAAGUACGGCAACAAGCUUUCUUGGGCCGAUUUGAUGCUUCUGACUGGCAACGUCGCUCUUGAGUCCAUGGGCGUCAAGACCGAGGGUUUCGCUGGUGGCCGUGCCGACACAUUCGAGGCGGAAGAGUCCGUGUACUGGGGUGCUGAGGGUACGUGGCUCGGCAACGAGGAUCGCUACUCGCGCGGUAACGAGGGUAUCGCCGAUUCUGGUGUCGUGGAUGGCCAGCAGUCCGAGAAGGAACACAAGGACAUCCACUCCCGCGAUCUCGAGAAGCCACUGGGUGCCGCACACAUGGGUCUGAUCUACGUCAAUCCAGAAGGUCCUGACGGUGUUCCCGACCCUGUCGCCGCUGCCCGUGACAUCCGCACAACCUUUGGCCGCAUGGCAAUGAACGACUACGAGACCGUUGCCCUCAUUGCUGGUGGCCACGCUUUCGGCAAGACCCACGGAGCCGGCCCAGCUGACAACGUUGGCAAGGAGCCACAAGACGCUCCCAUCGAGCAGCAGGGUCUCGGCUGGACCAACAGCUACAAGUCUGGCAAGGGCCCAGACACCAUCACGUCCGGCCUCGAGGUCAUAUGGACGAGCACACCUACCAAGUGGAGCAACCACUACCUUGAGUACAUGUACAAGUACGAGUGGGAGCUUACCAAGUCGCCCGCUGGUGCCAACCAGUGGACUGCCAAGACCGACGACAAGAUUAUCCCAGACGCGUACGACUCGAGCAUCAAGCACAAGCCUACCAUGUUGACCACCGAUAUUGCUCUGCGCUACGACAAAGACUACGACAAGGUCUCUCGCCACUUCCUCGAGCACCCAGAUGAGCUCCAUGAUGCUUUCGCCAAGGCAUGGUUCAAGCUCCUCCACCGUGACAUGGGCCCACGCACUCGAUGGCUGGGCCCCGAAAUUCCAGCUGAGGUGCACAUCUGGGAGGACCCAGUGCCAAAGGCCGAGGGCGCUCAGCUCAGCGACAGCGAUGUUGCUUCGCUGAAGAAGGAGAUUCUCGCUUCCGGCAUUGAGCCAACCAAGCUCAUCCGCACUGCGUUUGCCUCUGCCUCCACAUACCGCGGCUCUGACAAGCGCGGUGGUGCCAACGGCGCCCGCAUUCGUCUCGAGCCACAGAAGGACUGGGAGAUCAACAACCCAUCCGAGCUCAAGGAGGUCCUCAGCGCGCUCGAGAAGAUCCAGCAAGGCUCCAAGAAGGUCUCGAUGGCCGAUCUUAUUGUCCUUGCCGGUUCCGCUGCCGUCGAGAAGGCCGCUGGUGUCCAGGUCCCAUUCACACCAGGUCGCACCGAUGCCAGCCAGGAGCAGACCGACACCACGACCUUCGAACACCUCUACCCGUCCCGUGAUGCUUUCCGUAACUACGGCAAGUCCACCGACCGCGUCAAGACCGAGCAGUUCAUGAUCGACCGUGCUCACCUCCUCACCCUUACUGCACCAGAGAUGAUCGUUCUGCUUGGUGGUCUGCGCGCACUCAACGCCAACUGGGACGGCUCAGACCUCGGUGUGCUUACCAAGACCCCUGGAAAGCUCACCAACGACUUCUUCGUCAACUUGCUCGACGUCGACACCAUCUGGAACCCCAAGGGCAACGACCAAGAGUUGUUCGAGGGCGUGGACCGCAAAUCCAAGAAGGCCGUCUGGUCUGCUACCCGUUCUGACCUCAUCAUCGGUGCUCACCCAGAGCUCCGUGCUGUCGCCGAGAUCUACGCUAGCAACGAUGCUAAGGACAAGUUCAACAAGGACUUUGUUGCCGUGUGGCACAAGGUCAUGGACUUGGACAGGUUCGAUGUCCCUGGCCACCCCAACAACAACAUUCAGGCUCGUUUGUAA
This is a messenger RNA of Recurvomyces mirabilis, 2256 nucleotides long. RefSeq lists its product as uncharacterized. Gene Ontology annotation, biological process: cellular response to hydrogen peroxide; hydrogen peroxide catabolic process. The coding region runs from base 1 to 2256 and encodes 751 amino acids. The transcript is spliced from 2 exons. Gene Ontology annotation, cellular component: cytosol. The record is from RefSeq and is a predicted model, not a curated record. Gene Ontology annotation, molecular function: catalase activity; heme binding. NCBI's taxonomy places the organism in Eukaryota, Fungi, Ascomycota, Dothideomycetes, Mycosphaerellales, Teratosphaeriaceae.